Messenger RNA from Aspergillus niger, 2001 nucleotides. RefSeq lists its product as uncharacterized. The transcript has 2 exons. Gene Ontology annotation, biological process: positive regulation of translation. The record is from RefSeq and is a predicted model, not a curated record. Bases 1 to 2001 code for a protein of 666 amino acids. Gene Ontology annotation, molecular function: GTPase activity; GTP binding; mitochondrial ribosome binding. Lineage: Eukaryota; Fungi; Ascomycota; Eurotiomycetes; Eurotiales; Aspergillaceae. Gene Ontology annotation, cellular component: mitochondrion.
AUGCGAGGAUGCCUGCAGUUAGCCAGGUGGCUGCGCGCAGCACCGAAAUGUCCUGCUGCAAGCCUUCUCAAGCCGCCAUCCGGCCUUGCUAAUCCAGCCCGGUUUUUCACGACUUCCACCGCAUGCUGGGCAUCGCGCUCCAGGGCUCCGGCCAGCCAGCCAUCCUCCGACCUUGAAUCAAGAAUCGCAGCUAUCCCGAUUGAUCGAUACCGUAACUUCUGCAUUGUCGCCCACGUCGAUCAUGGCAAAAGUACCCUCUCCGAUCGGCUGUUGGAACUCACAGGAACGAUCCAGCCCGGUAUGAACAAGCAGGUUUUGGACAAGCUUGACGUCGAGCGUGAACGGGGUAUUACGGUGAAGGCACAGACAUGUACAAUGAUUUACAACCAUAAUGGCGAGGACUAUCUGUUGCAUCUGGUUGAUACACCGGGACAUGUGGACUUCCGUGCGGAGGUUUCGCGCAGUUAUGCCAGUUGCGGAGGAGCGUUGCUCUUAGUUGACGCCAGUCAAGGUAUCCAGGCUCAGACAGUCGCCAACUUCUAUCUCGCAUUCUCUCAGGGCCUGGAGUUGAUCCCCGUCAUCAACAAGGUGGACCUGCCGUCCGCUGAUCCGGAGCGUGCUCUUGACCAGAUGGAACAGUCUUUUGAGCUUGACACGGAAAGUGCAGUGUUGGUAUCAGCCAAGACGGGACUUAAUGUGCAGCAAUUGCUUCCUACUGUAGUCGAGAAGAUUCCGGCACCGGUGGGAGAUGUUAACAAUCCCCUACGGAUGCUUCUCGUCGAUUCCUGGUAUGAUUCGUACCGAGGUGUCAUCUGCUUGGUCCGCGUUUUCGACGGCGAAAUCCGGGCAGGAGACCAGCUUGUGUCGUUCGCGACUGGAAUCAAAUACUUCGUGGGCGAGGUCGGAAUUAUGUAUCCCAACGAGACGGCCCAGUCGGUCCUUCGGGCUGGCCAGGUCGGCUACAUCUUCUUCAACCCUGGUAUGAAGCGAAGCAAGGAAGCUAAAAUCGGUGAUACCUACACCAAGGUUGGGUUUGAGAAAGUCGUCGAGCCGCUUCCGGGCUUCGAAGAACCCAAGGCAAUGGUUUUCGUGGCCGCCUAUCCCGUGGACGCCGAUCACUUCGAGCACUUGGAAGAUAGUAUCAACCAGCUUUGUCUGAACGACCGGAGUAUUACUGUGCAAAAAGAGUCAUCUCAUGCUCUUGGAGCAGGUUUCCGGUUGGGCUUUUUGGGAACACUGCAUUGCUCUGUCUUUGAGGAUCGUCUGCGCCAGGAGCACGGUGCCAGUAUCAUCAUCACUCCUCCUUCCGUUCCCGUGAAACUCAUCUGGAAAGACGGCAAGGAAGAGAUCAUCUCCAAUCCCGCCAAGUUCCCGGAGGAUGAAGAGCUUCGUGGCAAGAUCUCCGAGAUUCAGGAGCCUUAUGUUGUCGCUACUUUGACCCUCCCCGAUGAGUAUCUUGGAAAGGUCAUCGAGCUCUGCGAGUCCAACCGAGGCGUGCAAAAGAGCCUCGAGUAUUUCACAUCCACUCAGGUUAUUCUCAAGUAUGAACUGCCCCUUGCGCAGCUGGUUGAUGACUUCUUCGGAAAGCUGAAGGGCUCUACUAAGGGCUACGCCACCCUUGAUUACGAGGAAUCUGCGUGGCAAACAAGCAACAUCGUCAAGUUACAACUUCUGGUCAACAAGGCUCCGGUGGAUGCGGUCGCACGGCUCGUUCAUUACAGCCAAGUAGAGCGAUUGGGCAGACAAUGGGUGACUAAGUUCAAAGAGCACGUUGACCGGCAACUGUUCGAGAUCGUCAUCCAAGCAGCUGUUGGCCGUAAGGUUGUGGCGCGUGAGACCGUUAAGCCGUACCGGAAGGAUGUCCUCGCGAAGCUGCAUGCCAGUGAUGUCAGUCGGCGCAGGAAGCUCUUGGAAAAGCAGAAGGAGGGACGCAAGAAGCUGCGGGCUGUUGGAAACGUGGUGAUUGAACAAAAGGCAUUCCAGGCAUUCUUGGCUAAAUAA